AGAGGUGAAAGACCAGAAGGAGAAUGGAGAUUUCAGUGGUGUGGCCAGCAAGCCGCCACUUCCUUCAGCAACUGAAAGACCUAGUGAGCCAACUGUGGGUUUAGAGUCCAAUUUCAACAAGGUCUGGAGCUGUCUUCAAAAGGAACAAGUGGCAUUAUUGGCAUAUAUGGCUUAGGAGGGGUUGGCAAGACAAGCCUCCUAAACCAAAUCAAUAACAAAUUCCAUGAUACUACCCAUGAUUACCAUGUCAUUUGGGCAGUUGCAUCACAAGAUCGGCCAAUUGAGAGAGUCCAGGAUCAAAUUGCCGAAAGAAUAGGCCUUUCUAAUGAAGGUUGGAAAUCUAAGAGCCUUGAUUAGGAAGCUGAAGGCAUCUUCCAGGUAUUAUGUAAAAAGAAGUUUGCAUUGUUGUUGGAUGAUAUAUGGGAAUGGUUUGAUCUCACAAGAGCUGGGGUACCUCUUCCACCAAAAGAAAAUGGCUCUAAAGUCAUUUUCACAACUCGUCGUUUUGACGUGUGCUGUCAAAUGCAACCGAACAUGGAUAAUAAUAUCAGAGUGGAAUGUUUACCACCAGGAGAAGCUUUCAAUUUGUUCGAGGAGAAGGUUGGAUCAGAAACCUUUCGAAUGCAUCCAGAUAUUUGCAAGUUAGCUGAAGCGGUGGUUGAAGAGUGUGCAGGGCUACCUCUCGCUCUCAUUACAAUUGGGCGAGCCCAUGGCAUCCAAGAAGACCCCUCUAGAAUGGGAAUAUGCUACAGAAGUUUUAAGGCAAUCAGCAGCUUCUGUGUUGCCAGGGAAGAUUAUUCCAUCGUGAAAGAUGAACUAGUAGAUUGUUGGAUCGGGGGAGGACUUUUGGACGAGCAUACCAAUUUGAACAAUGCCAGAAACCAGGGACAUUUUAUUAUAGGUUCUCUUAUUGACGCAUGCUUAUUGGGGAAAGGACCAAUUAAUGUUGAUGUAAAGAUGCACGAUCUGAUUCGUGACAUGGCUUUGUGGAUUGCUGGUGAAUCUGAGAAUGAGAAGUUUUUUGCAAAAUCAGGUGUUCAGUUAAAGGAACAACCAAAAGCUAAAAAGUGGGAAGAGGUAACAAGAAUGUCGCUGAUGGAGAAUCAAAUUGAAAAUCUAACUGAGAUAUUGGAAUGUCCCAAUCUCCAAACUUUGUUUCUUGGCAGGAAUGAUUUGAAGGUAAUCAUGGGUGAUUUCUUUAAUUUCAUGCCGAUGCUAAGGGUUCUGGAUUUGUCCCUUAAUAAGAAGUUGGAAGAAUUGCCAGUAGGAAUUGCAAAGUUGGUUUCACUAGAACAUCUCAAUUUGUCAUGGACAGGAAUAAAAAAGUUGCCAGUCGAAUUGAAGACCCUAGCAAAGCUGAAGUAUUUGAAUCUGGAGUGGACAGCGGAUCUAAAAAUGAUCCCACAACAAUUGAUAUCCAGUUUCUCCAAGUUGCAAGUACUGAAAAUGGAGGGAUGUGGCUAUGGAUGUUUAUUGGUUUUAGAGGAAAUAGAGCAUUUAAAAUAUUUGAAUGUGUUGACUCUUACUUUUAGAUGCGUUUCGGAGUUGGAAAAAGCUUCGAGGUUCAACAAGUUCUUUAGCUGUGCCAUUGAAGCUGUAAACCUUGAAGAUUUCAGAGAUUCAAGAUCAUUGAAUAUUAUGGCUUUAGCAAAACUGCAGCAUCUAUGUGUUUUAAGCCUCUCGAGUUGUAUGGACCUAGAGGAAGUGAAGAUCGAACGUAACAUAAUUGAAGGUGCAGGAUGCUUCCAUAGUCUUCGAUCUGUAACCCUAUCUGGAUGCAAUCAUUUGAGGGCUGUGAGUUAGAAGAAAUCAUCAGUGAAGAAAAACUUGGUGAAGGCGCUGAGCUAAAAGGAAAUUUAAACUUAUUUUCAGCUCAAGGCUUUGUUUCUACGAAAUCUGCCCAAACUAAAGACUAUAUAUUGCCAUGCUCUGCCUUUCCCACAGCUGAAGGAAGUAUACAUUAUAGGAUGCCCAAUGUUAAAGAAGCUCCCACUAAACUCCAAUAAUGCAAAAGGACAGAGGCUCAUCAUUGAAGGAGAGGAGGGAUGGUGGAAAG
Molecule: messenger RNA, 2056 nt
Organism: Gossypium raimondii (Peruvian cotton)
Lineage: Eukaryota; Viridiplantae; Streptophyta; Magnoliopsida; Malvales; Malvaceae
Product: probable disease resistance protein At1g15890
Exons: 2
Coding region: 523-1803 (426 amino acids)
Molecular function (GO): protein binding; ADP binding
Source: RefSeq, a predicted model, not a curated record